Molecule: messenger RNA, 1377 nt
Organism: Aspergillus glaucus CBS 516.65
Lineage: Eukaryota; Fungi; Ascomycota; Eurotiomycetes; Eurotiales; Aspergillaceae
Product: ubiquitin C-terminal hydrolase 37
Exons: 5
Coding region: 93-1301 (402 amino acids)
Biological process (GO): protein deubiquitination; ubiquitin-dependent protein catabolic process
Cellular component (GO): cytoplasm
Molecular function (GO): cysteine-type deubiquitinase activity
Source: RefSeq, a predicted model, not a curated record
UUCUUCCAGCAACUAAAAAAGUUCUUCUUACUUCCUCCUGGUCUAUUCAACUGUGCUUAAGAAAACAAAUCACUGCGCAAUCAGAUCAGAUCAUGAGUGGAUGCGCCAGACCAAGGAGACCCAGCCCACAGUCUGGGGAAGAAGACUCCGAUGAAACAUCCCAGCCAAUAGAACUGAAGCCAGAUGAAUGGAAUGGAUUCUGUGAAAUUGAAUCAGAGCCUGCCUUUUUCAAUGUGAUGCUCCGGGAAUUUGGCGUCAAGGGCGUCAAAGUGCAAGAAGUCGUGUCAUUAGAAGAGGAAUUGCUCGCAUUUCUGAACAAACCCGUCUACGGCUUGAUCUUCCUUUUUCGCUGGCGAGAGGACGAUCCUGAAAAGCAGGAACCAAGCUGCCCUGAAGGGCUUUGGUUUGCCAAUCAGACAGCUAGUAAUGCCUGCGGCAGUGUGGCAUUAUUAAACAUCGUCAAUAAUAUAGAAGGCAUUGAACUGGGUGAGAAUUUACAGCAGUUCAAAGAUUUUACCAUGUCUUUUACACCUGCAUUGCGGGGCGAUGCCAUCAAUAAUUUCGAAUUUGUCAAACGAAUACACAAUUCGUUUGCACGUAAGAUGGACAUGCGCAAUGUUGAUCUACAACUGAAAAAUGAAGCAACUUCCCGGCGGCGGACCAAAAGUACUCGGGACGACGAGGCAGACGCGGGAUUUCAUUUUAUUGCAUUCGUCCCAGCGAUGGGUAAAGUGUGGAAGUUUGACGGAUUAGAACGCCAGCCCCAGUCCAUAGGAGAUUGCCCGGAAAAUGACUGGCUAGACUUGGUCAGCCCCAACAUCUUGACGAGAAUGGAGGAGUACGAAGAAGACCAGAUUGAAUUUUCCAUUUUGAGCUUAGGCAGAGAUCCUCUUCUUGGCCUUACGGAAAAGUUGGCUGUCAACGUCAAAAGUCUAGAGGUUGUCAAUAAGCGCCUCAGGGACACGACCAAUUCUGAGACUGCUACGGCCGACGACACUGAAGACAACACUAUUCUGGGACCCGAUGCAUCAUUAUCCCUGACAAGAGAGGCAAUCGACCAUGCCGAAAUCCCCGCAGAUCAAAAAGAGGCGUACGAAAGUUGUUCUGAAGAAUUGAACCAAUGCCGUCAGAAGCUCAGUGAAGAACAGCAAGAGCUUCGGGCCGCCAUCCGAGAAGAACAACAGUCAAAAAAUGCCGACGAUGACUAUGCAGCAGGCCGGCGAUACAACUAUGGAUCGACCGUAGGUAAAUGGGUAGGCACUUUAGCGCGUAAAGGGGUCCUUGAGGAUCAGGCUGUUUAAUUAUUCUUUUACGUGCUUGCUAUAGAUAGUAAUAAGUAUACUUCCGCGCGUGAACCUCGUGGGAGAUUCGAUUGGC